Messenger RNA from Fonticula alba, 6852 nucleotides. RefSeq lists its product as hypothetical. Lineage: Eukaryota; Rotosphaerida; Fonticulaceae. The record is from RefSeq and is a predicted model, not a curated record. The transcript is spliced from 4 exons. Bases 1 to 6852 code for a protein of 2283 amino acids.
AUGACUCCCCUGGAGAAUCAAGCACUGCGUGGGCUGACCCCCCAAAGGGCGGCCAAGCGCCAUGAGCUCAAUGCCCCACCCGAUCCGGGUCCCGGUCUGGUCAGCUGGGCCAAUGAGGUGUCUGGGCAGGACAACGGACACCUCAAGACCUCCACACCGGACAAGCCCAAGCACGCCCUGGCCGUUGAUGAGUUGGCGCUCAGCCUGGAGGAGGCGGCUCGGAUAGUGGAGACCACUUCCUCCUCGGAGGCCGAGUCUUCGGCCGAGGGCCUGCCUCUCGGGUCCAUGCCGCGAUCGACCAAACACCCACGCGCGACCUACCCCUCCCGGGCGGAGGCGCCCCAGGGGGAGAACGGCCACGCCCCCUUGGGCCCGGGCGGCACGGCCCGGGCUCGCGAGUCCCAGCGCGGGCGGGAAUUUCUCCUACCGCCAGCUCGGAUCCCGGUGGGCGCCGGUGGCCCGACCCCCGGCAGUGAGGCCGCCCAUGCCACGGCCACCGGCAAGCACCACGGCGGGGAGAGCUUCUUGCACGAUGUGCGCCUGAAUCCGGUGGAGAAUUUCCGCCUCCGGCAGCGAAUCUCCCGGUCCAUGAUGCACGAGCUCCGGGCCGCCUGCGCGACGCUGCAACUGCUGAAGAGCGUCUGGUCCAAGCGCGUGCUGCCCAUGCUGAUGACCCUGCAGCCGGAGACACCGGCCGAGCGGGAAACCGUCAGGACCUUGCGCUUCCUCUGGCUGGACGACUACAUCGAGUCCAUCGAGCUCAUGUACCAGCGAGUGGCGCGGGUGCAGGAGAAGACCCGCGCCAACAAGGAAAACAUCCGCCGCGCGCUCAAGCGCAUGGAAGAGCGGAUGAGGGACUCGGGCCCGGGGUCCGGGGUCGAGCCCGGGGCCGGCGGGGCCGCAGGCACGUCGCUGCCGGCCAGCGACCAGGCCAUGCAGGAGAAGCACCUGACGGCCUGGAAGUUUGUCAUGCCGCUCGGGACCGACGCCACGGCCCACCUGCUGCCGCUGAUCCCGACGCUGGAACGGGCAUACAUGGAGUACUUCACGGCGCGCACCAACUUCCUGACCUACCGGUCCGAGCGCAUCAUCAUCCCGGUCAGCAGUUCCAUCAUCGCGGCCGAGGCGGAGAUCGCGUCCAUGCUGUCGCAGGCCAGCCGGCCCUUCAAUGUGGCCUUCUCCGUGGCCAAUGCCGAGCGCCUGGUCGAUUCGGUGGUCGAGUGCCUUGCCUUCACCACGUCCGGGUCUUUCCUCAGCCGGGUGCUGAUGCUGCCCCAGUACCGGCUGGUGCGGAUGCACCAGUACGCGCGGUUCCUGGUGCAAUUGACCCCGGCCGUCACCUCGCCGGCGUGUGCCUGGCGCGACCGGCUCCUGCUGCUGAUCACUCGGUUUGCCCCUCAGGAUGAGCUCUUCCGGCAGUACCUGGUGACGCUCGACCAGCCGACCAGCCCGUCGUCGGAGAACCUGCUCGACCGCCGGGAGCUCCAGCAAAUGGCCUCGGCCUGCAUGCUGGAUUCGCCGACACUGGACCGGCCGCCCAAGUCCGACGCCGGGCCCGACGCCGGCUGGCAGGGCCCGGCUGGCCAGGCCAGUGUCAGCAAGAGCUCCAGCCCCGGGGCCUCCUUCCGGAGUGUCAACAACACCAGCGCGGACACCUUCCUCGAUGACGAGGAUGACGACGAGGAGGAGGGCGCCCUGGCCCGGGCCGAUGGCAGCCCGCUGGCGCUGAUCCCCGGAGUGGCACGGGCCGCGGCCAAUGUGGCCGACUUGCGCUUCAUCCGGAAGAAGCUGCGGCAAUUUGACCAGGGCAUCGGGCAGUUUGCCAAAUCCGUGGAGGGUGCCAUCACCAUGGAAAAGCGCAUGGCCGUUGUGAUGUGCCGGCUGGCCGUGCGCCCGGAUGCCCCCCCGCCGGAUGACUCGCCCAUCGAAGUGUGGACCUCUGGCCAGCCGGGGUCGACAUCGGCCAGUGCGACGCCAGGCUCGAGCGCCGACUCCUCCCGGUCGAGCGCCGGGCGAUCGGGCUCCCGCUCGACGCCGGCCUCCCAGAGCCGGACCCCGCCGCUGGCGCUGGCCCCGGCCGAGGAGCGCCUGCUCAACUCCGAGACCGACCUCUUCCGGUCGCCCCCCUCGCCGGUGCUGUACAUCCAGGCCUCCACGCUGGAGGACGCCCUAUCCGAGGAUGUCCUGGAGCAGGGGGCCCUGUCGCAGGCGGCCAGCACGCUGCUGACCCAGGCCCUGCAGUACUACCUGCUGGCCAGCGAGCGCGAGCAGAAGGCCCUGCCGGCCCUGCGGCAGUUGGUCCGGCGAAUUCGCCACCAAUACCUGAAGCCCUGCUGGGAUGCUUUGGAGCGGGCGAACGCCGUGUGCUCGCGGCGCGAGCGCCUCGUCGGCCGGUGUGCGGUUCUCGCCAGCGGCCUGCCCCGGCCCACGGUCCGGGAUCGCUCGGCUCGGCUCUUUGGCGAUGAGUCCCAAGCCGGCGGCUGGGCGACCGAGCGCCAGCCGGGCCUGGAGCGGCUGGAUGCCCGGCUGGCCGGAUCGCGUGCGGCCACGACGACGACGACGGCGGCGACGGCGGCGACGGCGGCGACGGUGGCCGCGCGGGCCACCCAGGGGGAAGUCUCGCCCCCGGGUGGGGCGCACCCGAUUGCCGGCGGUCGCUUCGGCGAGGGGGCCCCCUCGCCCGGCUCGUCGCCCGGGGUGCCAUCCUCCUCGCGGCCCGAAGACCCUGUCCCCACGGGCCUGCCCCCGGCGCCGCCCAUGAGCGAGUCCAGCUCCUCCACCGAGCGGUCUUCCGAUGAAAACAGCCUCGAAGCCCCCGGCGCCCAUGGUGGUGGCCCGGCUGCCCGGCCCAAAGGCCCGGCGGCCAGACAGGCGGGCCGGCCCCGAGAUCCGGAUGGUCUGCUGGAGAGCCGGCCAAAGUCCGACUCCCAGCAGGGGGAGGGGAUAUCAUCGUGCGACGCGCAGUCGCGUCUCGAGCGGUCCGGCCUCGGCUCGCGCGGUGGUGCCCAAUCAGUCACAGGUCCAGCUGGCGGCGGCGGCGGCGGCGGCGGCAACAGCAGCAGCAGCAGCCACUAUCGCCCGGGGCCGCUGGCUUCCAUGCAAAGGGCUCUGGAGCAUGAGCAGGGACUCGGUCGGUCUCGAUCAUCGUUGACUUUGCACCGGAACCGCACCGGCGAGCCGGACAAGCCGGAUGAGCCGCCGGUGGCCGCACGCAUCCGCGGGUCCCUGGCCAAGGGCUCGCGGCUGCGGCGCCUGUCGCGGCUGUCAGCCUGGGACACGGCCCCGGAGAAUGGGGGUGAGGGCCGCCAUGCCGACGAGGCGGACUCGCCGAGUUCCGGGCUCGGCUCGACCGAGCCAGGCGUGGCGGCGGUCACUUGCCGGUGCGACCCGACGGCUGCCGGGUCCGGCGUGCCACGGUGCGACAAUUGGACGGAAUUCCGCCGGCUGACGCAGAUGAUCAAUGAGGACGUCCCGAUCUUGGUGAAGGAGCUGAUCCCGGAAAUCAUGCGCCCGGCUUCGCGGAUCCUGAUCAAGGCCAUGCACGCGCACUCGGCCCGUUUGCGCACCGACUACGGGGCCAUCCUCGAGACGCUGACCCACAGCCGGGGGCUCUACUACAGCGGGGUGCCCCUGGCGGAUAUCCUUGCCGAGGAGCAUGUGGCGCCGGUGGAUUUCGGCGACCCCGAGCUCGGGAGCGCCGAGCGCCUGGACCGGCGAUCGCGUCAGAGCGAGAUGCUCCGGCGCCGGGCGGCCAACCGCCACCGGCGCCGCCCCCAGCCCGGCCGUGCAUCGGGGCCCCCCGACCGGGAGCCGCCCCCUCCCGCAGGGACCCAGCCGCCAGGGCGGCCCGGCCAGGGUGGUGACGCUUUGCCGGGUGCCGAGUCGGGGCCCAACGUCCCCGGGCCGAGCCCCGCGCCGCGCACCCUCUGGGGCCGACAGGUGGUCCGUCGACCGGCAAACCUGUUUUCCGGGCGCGCCGACAUUCACAGCGCCGGCCCGCCCACGCGCCGACGGGCCCCGGGUGACCAUGCGGUGGACAGCGUGCUCGGCCGGGUGGCCAAGAGCCUCAUUCCCGGGAGCUCCUCGGAGGAGCUGCUCACCUCGCAAAGUUCCUCCGAGCUCCCGGGCCCGAAUUGGUAUGGCGCCACCUCGGCCGAGGGCCAGUCCCCCCCGCCGGCGGGCCCGAGGGGGGCCGGCGGAUCGGGCCCGGCUUCGGGCAAGCAGGCCCGGGCCCCGGCGGCCGCCUCGACCGUGGAGGCCCCCCCCGGCGACGAUCGGCCCCACGGCCCGGCCUCCCUGUCGGGGGAGGCUCUGCCGCCGGGGCACCCGCCAGCCGCCGGUGCCGAGGCCAAUGCCCGCCAGCGCCAAAAGAGUGCCCAGUCCAGCAGGACAGCCCGCCGGGACUCCGCCGGGCGGGAGUCCGGUCCUGCCGGAAAGGGCACCAACCGGUACCUGCCGAUGUCGGCCAGCCGGUCGGACAUCAUGAACCCUCUGAGCCGGCCCGGGCACUUGGAGAAGCUCCAGCGCAACAUGAGCUUCAUCUGUGCAUGCUACCUGCGGGCCAGGCGACGGGUGGUUCGGAGCCUGGGGCCGAUGCUGCAGCAGCUGCGCAUCGUCAGCCCGGUGGCCGUGCGGAUGCUCCUGGUAAAUCAGCCCCGCCAGACCCAGGCGGCCCGGUACCAGGUCAAGUGUCGGUAUGCCAUGCUGGAGGCCGAGCGAGCUGGCGAGAGUGCCCAGUCCGCCCGGGCGGCCGCCAUAGCCAUGCGCCCGGGGGGCUUCCUCUCCUCCCAUGGGGGCCGGUCCAAGUCCACCGAGCGCCGGCUGCUGGAUGACCAGGCAGGCAUCCGCCAGCCGGGGGGGAACGCCGGCGCCGCCGGUGUCGCUGCCGCCCCCAAAGACAGCGACAGCCCUCCGCCGAGGGGGCCGACCAUGGCAGCUGCCCCAGCCGACCAGCCGACCCUGGCGGAGGAUUCCGGCACGGUCACCGGCCCGGCCACGGACACGCCGGCCCAGCCCAGCGAAGCUCCAGCCGAGGCUGGGACCUUCGCCCCGCCGGUGGCUGUGGGAGUGAGCGGGCCGCCGAUACCCACCGAGGACGCUGGCCCGGCGAUUGCCCCCCCGGCCAGCCCGGCGUCCCUGAUGGAGGCACUCCCCGAGCUGAAGAAGGGUGGCACCGAGCCGGCGGGCGCGGCCAUGUCGCCGGCACCGGCACCGGCGCCGGCCGGCGGCGACAACAUGCCGACCCCUGCCUCGUCAGAUGUCUCGCCACGACGCAGUCCCAGUUCCAUGACCUCCCUCGACAUGGUGAAGCAUGUGGAGUCUCUGACCAAUGACACACCACACGCCACCGAACCCGAAGCCAUCCUCCCCGCGGAUGAUGUGCUCUUCCGUCCGGUCGAGGGCAAGCUUCGCCUUUCCGAAUCCAACCGGAGCAGUCAAUUGUGUAACGAGUGCGAAUUCUCCCGGAGCGCCGAUAUGUUCAUGGAGAUACCGGAGCAGGCACACACCGCGGGCCCGGCCGACGGGGAGGCGCGCCACCGGUCGGCCGGGUCCAGCCCCUCGCAUGUGUUCCCGAAGACCGGGAACAUGGUGCGACCGGCCUCGGCAUGCCAGCACGAUCGCGCCCUGGCCCCGGUGUCCAUGGGCCCCGGCGUACCCCCCUCGACCCCGGUGGGCAUGAAGCACGGUGCUCCCCCCCGUGAGGAGGUCCCGACCGAGGUGAUCUUCUCGCCCCUGCAGCCCACCCUGGAUCCCUUCCACGAGAGGGACGACGAUCGAGCAAGUCUGCUGUCGAAGCGACGGCGCCGGGCCCUCCUCCUGCGGUCACAGAGCUGGCCCUCGCUACUGACCCAGGCAGCCAAGCGGCAGAUGGACACGGCUCCCGGGGGGCUUGUCGGGGUCGCUGGCUGGCUGCAGUGUCGGUCGGAGCCCUGGCGUGCCACCUCCAGCCACGGUGCCACCCCGCCUGGGGUGUCACCCCCGGGGGCCACUCCACCCCCCCCCUCGGCCGAUGCAGGGCAGACGCCCCUCACCCGGCACAUGGAUGGCCGCCUGGGGCCUGUGCCUCUGGGCACGCGUCCGGCCGGGCCCUUCCUGGUUCUUGGUUCCGCGGACAGUAUCACCCAGAGACCCAUCAUCAAGGUGCGGGUGAACGCCCCGGACCUGGCGAGGGCCGAGAGCAUGGCAGCGCCCGAGUCCACGGGCGGUGCCUGGUGGCAGGGCGCCAUCGCCACCGGGCUCGAGCGCGAGUGGUCCGGCCCGCAUGCCGUCGCUGACGCCCUGCCCGGCGGCCAGCCGGGCCCCUCCCUCCCCCGGGCGGAGGGGGCAUCCUCCGGGGACUUCUUGCUCUCCUGCCAGGAGGUCGCCGCGGCCCUGGUGUCGCGCGCAGUCAUGGUCGCCUCCAAGAGCAUCGCUCGGGGGAUCUGGACCCGCGAGCCGAGUCCCAACCCGGUGGGCGGCUGCUUCUCCACGGUGUGCAAGCAACGCGCCCAAUGCCACCCCAGCAGUAUGUCCAGCCGCCAGCCCUCGUUCACGGACAAGCCGGCGUUCGCGGCCGGCGGCGCCGGCUUGCUUCAGGACUUCCGCGUUCUUCAUGGGCAUGGCGCCGGCCUCGGAAAGGAGCCGGCCCUCCAUGCGGCCCCGGGCGCCGGGCUACUGCCCGCCGCGCCGGCGGUCGCGUCCUUUGCCCAGCUGGUCAGCGACCUCGGAUCCCCCAUGCCACGCCUGUCGGCCGUGCUGGUGACCUACCCGCCGCCUGAGGGCGGGCUUCCCGAAGGGCGAGUCGGCCCCGGGCGGGGGGGAGUAGCCGAUGGGGGGCCGGUGGCAGCCGAUGAUGAAGCGGGCCUCGCAUGA